Molecule: messenger RNA, 627 nt
Organism: Dermacentor silvarum
Lineage: Eukaryota; Metazoa; Arthropoda; Arachnida; Ixodida; Ixodidae
Product: male-specific histamine-binding salivary protein
Exons: 5
Coding region: 6-611 (201 amino acids)
Biological process (GO): symbiont-mediated perturbation of host defenses
Molecular function (GO): amine binding
Source: RefSeq, a predicted model, not a curated record
UCAAGAUGAAGUCAAUAGCUGCAGUGCAUCUCGGUUCCUUGGGGAUCCUCCUUGUCGCCAUGACUUUCGCUCUAGCCGAAACUGAGCUGCUCGAGCGACAACCGAGGCUAUCAAAAUAUCAAGAUGCAUGGAAGUCAUUGACGGUGCCAGGACGUUACUACUUGUAUAUGAGGUCAUACGAAGACGAGCCGUUCUAUGGGGCAGACAGAAAAUGUGUCUUUAACGAACUAGUCUCCAUCAACGAGGAAGAAAAAUACACCGUCAGCACGUUCGGAUCUACCAGUACGAAGGACGGCACGACGAGCACGCAAACGGCCUACGCAUGGGCGCAUGCAUCUGAGGGCUACACGGUGCCGAAUGUUAUCGAAGCGUCAAACUCAAAAGAAAAACUCUUCACCCUGGAGUAUCCAGUAGCUUUCUCGGAGUACGAUAACUGCGACAUACUGAGGGUUCCUCACCGUGGCAAUGCCUGCGAGCUUUGGGCAAAAGAAGGCAAGAUACAUCAGAUCAAGUCGCUCUGCUUCUACGUUUUCCACCUUCUCUGCGGACCAGAAAAGUACUUCGUCUAUGACAGAGACCUUUGCAGUCGAGAAGUGGUUCCUUGUGAUUAAUAAUUAGUACGAUGAA